UUCUGUUAAGUGAAUAUCUCUUGCAAAAAACAUGCAGCCAAGAUGAAGACGUGGAUUAUAUUUCUCUGCCUGAGCAAUGGAUGGAUGCAAACAACCCAUACUGCUGCUGUAACCCCAGCACCCUCCUCUGCAACAGUGACACCCACUGAAGAUGACAGCUCCCAACUGGUGGAUUGGUUGAUGAAGUAUGGCUACCUCCCACCCCCAGACCCCUCCACAGGACAGCUACAGGCCUGGACAGCUGUUACUAAUGCUGUCAGGGCCAUGCAGAGGUUUGCAGGCCUCAAAGACACUGGAGUCGUAGAUGAAGAAACAAUGGCGUUAAUGAGCGCUCCACGCUGUUCCCUACCUGAUCAGGAAGAGCCAUCUAAAUCACUGACCAAUCAAGAAGAGAGAAACACGAGAAGAAGGAGGAAAAGGGCUAUCUCCAUGUGGACCCGCAGGAACAUCAACUGGAGGUUGCGUUCGUAUCCCUCAUCUUCCCAUCUGUCUCGGGAGACGAUUCGCUCGCUGGUCUUCUACGCUUUAAGAGUGUGGGCAGAGCCUACACCGCUGGAGUUCCAUGAGGUGGGAAGUCCAGAGUCAGCUGACCUACAGGUAGACUUCCUCCAUGGUUACCACGGCGAUGGCUAUCCCUUUGAUGGGGCAGGCGGUGCAGUUGGCCAUGCUUUUUUCCCAUCAGAUCCUUCCCGGGCAGGAGGAGUUCAUUUGGACGCAGAGGAAGAGUGGGCCUUCAGACAGCCGGCCUCGGCGGGUACUGACUUAUUCACAGUUCUGGUCCAUGAAUUUGGCCACGCACUGGGCCUGGCUCACUCUUCAUCCCGUCACUCAGUGAUGAGGCCAUACUACCAAGGUCCUGCUGGAGACCCCCUUCACUACCGCCUGGGAUCCCAAGAUCUAGAACACAUCACCCAGCUCUAUGGUAAAAGGAACCAGCUGCUGGCUACCGAUGCUCCCCGCCUCGCCCCAGAGCCUCAGUUACGUCACAGAGGCCACCACUAUCAUCACAGAUAUGGUCCCUCUGUAGAUCGCUGUAACACCAGUUUUGAUACUGUGGCAACAAUCCGGGGAGAGACAUUCUUCUUCAAAGGACUGACUAUGUGGCGAGUCAGCGGUGGGGGUUUGGUGUCGGGUCGCGGGGCCUCAGUCAGGAGACUGUGGAAGGGUCUACCUCCUGACCUGCCAAGCCUUCACGCUGUGCUGGAGAGACAGUCAGACCAUGCCAUCAUCUUCAUCAGCGGUUCCCAGUUCUGGCUGUUCAGGGACCUCUCCCUGCAGGAAGGCUACCCACAGCCCCUGUCAGCUCUCAGGAUGGGGGUGAGCUUGGAAGGGGCGGAUGAUGACGACGUAGAGAAGGAAGAAGAGGAGAAAGGAGCAGUUGGGAAGCGGGGCUUGGUCUGGGACCCAGAGGAGGGCCCUGUGUGGGGGGAAAUGGGAGACGGCGAGAAAACAGGGCAAGGUGACACCUGGACUCAGCUUCUCAGAGAGGGCAUCAGUGGAAUCACGACACACAGCGAUGGUUCUGUCUAUCUCUUCAGAGGAGACUCCUACUGGAAGUUCAUGUUUCCGGGCUCCUCACUGCAUGAUGGGUACCCGCGAUCGUCGGCCGCCGACUGGCUGGACUGCCCAGAUUCCUCCUCAUCCUCACCUGUGGAAGACGACGUGUCCUUGUCUCUCUCUCCACAUGCAGGAAGACAGGAGCUCCGUGAGGGAUGGAGGGAGGAGAAGGAGAAGGAGGAAGCGGGAGGAAAGAGGAGAGACCAUGGGAGGGAGGGACAUGGACAAGAACAUAAAAACAGGCAGGACAGAGGUCCACACAAAUGGACACAAUGUACUUGCCAAAAUGGAGCUCUUAGUGGCAGGACAACAUCUUUUAUCGCUGCCUUGCUGCUGGGCACAUGGACACUGUUGGCAAUAUAAAUGUGAUCGAUGCAAUAAAGCCAGCUGUAACGGAGAGGAUGUCAUCUGCAAACACUCACCAUGUGCAUUCACUAUAUAGAGAAAGAUUCAUUAUUUUGGGAAAUAUGGGGCAAUAUCAGCCUCAUGUCUGUUUGUUACGUCUAAUGCUGCAGUCAGAACUUGGUUAGCUUAGCAUAGAAUAAGGCCUGGAAGCAGGGGGAAACAGCUAGCCUGGUUAUGUGUGACUUGACUUACACAAACAACAUUGUAUCCAUCCUUAAAGCAGCUCUGUGCAGUGUUGUAGGUUGUAGUUUAGGAUCAUCAACCUCACUGUAAUCACAGUCUUUUUUCCCUUAACUUUGAGCUGAGUCAGGGUAGCUAGGCUAGGCUUUUCUCUGCUUCAGUUUUUUAUAGUAAGCUGUGCUAACCAUGCUCUCUACCUGAGGUUCAUAUCCAUCUUCUCUUCUCACAGUCAGAAGAAAACUAAAAUGAGUUCAUUUCCCCAAAACCUUGAAUUGUUGAUUUAAAUUCCAGUAUUUGCUAUAGUUACAGGUAUGCUGAGGACCAUUGUCUACACACGAAAUUAUCAAAUUUGAAAGUCGAAAUUCAAAUUUGGUCUUUAUAUACUAAAAAUGUGUACUAUUCAGCUCUCCUAGUCUAGCUUAUGGGAACAAAACAACCCCCAAAAUACAUAAAAUGACUCCAGACUCUGGUGUGUUGAUUUUUUGAAGCUGAUUGAUUUAUUGGAUUGUCACCACUCACAAAGCUGCUGAUUUUAGAGGCUGCAGGGGUUUUUUUGGUCAAAAAUCUUUGUAAAAUAUCAACUACAAAACUAAUGCAGAUAUUUUCUUGACUAUGCAAUGAAUUGUACUUAUGACCUUUAGGGUUAAAAAGGAGCCUGCAGGGAGCACAUAGCAGACUAUGUGGUAAAUAUUGAUUUGAUCCACACUUUGUAAACCAGUCACAGUUGUGAUAUCUUUAUUAUAAACUGCAUUUUUUUACUUGAUGGAAGGGCUUUUUACA
Messenger RNA from Scomber scombrus (Atlantic mackerel), 2922 nucleotides. RefSeq names its product matrix metallopeptidase 17b (gene mmp17b). NCBI's taxonomy places the organism in Eukaryota, Metazoa, Chordata, Actinopteri, Scombriformes, Scombridae. The coding region runs from base 43 to 1920 and encodes 625 amino acids. The transcript has 11 exons. Gene Ontology annotation, molecular function: zinc ion binding; metalloendopeptidase activity. Gene Ontology annotation, cellular component: extracellular matrix. Gene Ontology annotation, biological process: extracellular matrix organization; proteolysis; collagen catabolic process. The record is from RefSeq and is a predicted model, not a curated record.